Messenger RNA from Siniperca chuatsi (mandarin fish), 4546 nucleotides. It is a transcript of the gene ncapd2, whose product is annotated as non-SMC condensin I complex, subunit D2. Gene Ontology annotation, biological process: meiotic chromosome condensation; mitotic cell cycle; mitotic chromosome condensation. The record is from RefSeq and is a predicted model, not a curated record. The transcript is spliced from 32 exons. Lineage: Eukaryota; Metazoa; Chordata; Actinopteri; Centrarchiformes; Sinipercidae. The coding region runs from base 160 to 4344 and encodes 1394 amino acids. Gene Ontology annotation, molecular function: histone binding. Gene Ontology annotation, cellular component: condensed chromosome, centromeric region; nucleus.
CGCAUGCGUGUGACGUCAGAGUUCACUUAUUUGGCGCGAUGUCCAAACAAAUUUGAAAGUGAGUGGAUCCAAACCGCUUGAAGACGGUGAAUAGAGCAGAUUGCACCUUUGUCUUCAGAGGUUGAAAUUGUGGAUAGCGGCACUGCAGGCGUCACAGGGAUGUCGUGGGACUUUUUUGUGCCUGUGUGCGUGGGUGACCUGGUGAAGACUGGGGGGAUCAACCAGUACGUCGUUCAGGAUGUGGUGCCCCCAAAACAUCUGCCAUCCUGUCUCAGUAAAUUCAAGGCAGCGUUGAGAAGCCAGGGGCCUUUGUGUAUAUUGGAACACUUUGAUACAGGCUACAGCGUGCUGCAGCACUGCAACUCAGUGGAGCUAGGUGUGAAAGAGGAUACUCUGGAAUUACUAGUACAAGUGGUUAGUGGCCUGGCUGCUUCCCUGCCGGCGCUUCUCAUCUCCACCUCCGUCUCAGCUGCAGAACGCAAAGAGAAACUUAACGCAGUUAAAAUGAGUGUCUACCUACUCUGCAAACUCACAGAGACCCUUGAGAGUGACUCCCAUAGACAGAGUAUUGUCACGGCACCUGGGAAGGGUGGUAAAAAAGGCAAAGCUGGCGGGGAAGGACUGCUGCAGUGGGACACUGAGAGAGAAAAGGUGCUGCAGGCCCUUGUCCAGCUCCUCCAGUUGGAUAUCCGUUCCCUCUGGAGCCUCUCCCUGGUGGAGGAAGAGUUUAUCAGCUGUGUGACCUGCUGCUGCUAUAAACUACUUGAGAACCCAACCAUCAGCCAUGUCAAGAGCAAACCCACCAGAGAUUGUAUAAUCCACCUACUUGGGGUGCAAAUCAAGAAGUACAAUCACCUCCUGGGUGCAGGUGUAAAGGUGAUCCAGUUGCUACAACACUUUGAGCAGUUGUCAUCUGUCUUUGCCCAGGCAGUGUCUGUGUGGAGCACAGAAUAUGGAAUCAGGGCUAUCAUAGGAGAAGUAAUAAGGGAGAUUGGUCAGAAGUCAAGUGAGGAGCUUGCUAGAGAGGGAUCAGGGGUCAAAGCUUUUGCUUCCUUCCUUUCGGAACUUGGCGCCCUGGUGCCUGAAUUAAUGAUCCCCAACAUUAGUGUGCUCAUCACACACCUGGAAGGAGAGAGCCACGCAAUGCGUGUUGCUGUGUGUGAGGUGCUGGGAGAGAUUCUCGUGCGGGUCCUGUGUGGUGACGGACUAGAUGAAUCUGGUAAAGCUGACCGUGACCGCUUCUUUGACACACUGCAGGAACAUCUGCAUGACACACAUUCCCAUGUCAGGGCACGUGUGUUGCAGGUCUACACACGCAUCGUCAACAGCAAAGCACUGCCCCUGUGUAGGUACAGUGAGGUGAUGGAGCUUGCUGUGGGAAGACUGAUGGACAAAUCUAUAAAUGUGGUGAAGAGUGCCAUCCAACUGUUGGCAGCCUUCAUCGCACACAACCCCUAUAGCUGCAAGCUGAGCAGUGCAGAUCUGGAGAAACCACUGGAGAAAGAGACCGCUAAACUCAGAGAGAUGAAAGAGAAACUGGAGGGAAAAGCACCAGUGAUUAAAGCAUCUGAGCUGUGGGCCGCCAUGGAGCCUGAGCUGCUUCUCACUGUCAGGACAGAGCUGGAGCCCACAAGUGAAGCAGAGGAGGACGACAGGGAUGUGGAGGAAGACAAGGAGGGAGAAGACGACAGAGCAACUGCAGUGAAGAUUGCUCAGUACCUUCGUGUCAACAAAUACAGGAAUGCUGUGCGUCUUUGUAUAAGAGCCCACAGCUGCUUCCCUGAAUCUGAGAUGUUUGCUUCUCUGUCCAUUCUCACCACUGAGACUUUAAUGUACACACUGGCUCUGAUUUUCAAAGGCUCUGACGAGGAUGCCUCUGAGCCCAGCCAGAACUUGCCAGCAACCCCACAGAAAGAGGGGGAGAAGGAGGGGGAGGAUGGGGAGCUGAAGAAGCAGGAGAUGUUGGUGCAGUACCUGAGAGACACGGAAACCUUUGCCUUACAAGUGGAGAGAGCAAUCUCUGUCAUUAACUCCAUGCUCUACUGGAAAACCACUUCAGUGGUCCAGGAGGCCGUACAGUUUUGUGUGACAGUGUGCGAGUUCAGUGUUGCCAACUCUGUCAGUGGGGUGAGGAAGAUGUUGCCUCUGGUCUGGUCAACUGACGCUGCAAUUAAAGAUGCUGUCGUUCAGGCCUACAGGCGCCUGUAUCUGAACCCUCAGGGAGACACCAUCAGGAUGAAAGCCCAGACUCUUGUGGACAGUCUCUCUGAGCUGAUGGUGGAUGCAUCUCUGGGAACAAUCCAAUGUCUUGAGGAAAUAGUGCAGGAGUUCUUUGGCAGUAGCAGCAAUCUCCAGUCCACUGUAGUGCAGGUCUUGUGGGAGAGGUUUACUGGCAAACGAGAAACUUCUGGCUUACACAGGCGAGCUGCAGUGUUAUUGCUGGGCAUGGCUGCACGGGCAGAGAGGGAGGUGGUCCUCAGUAAUCUGGACACUCUUUGUUCCGUGGCUCUGGGAGAAAAAGUGACUGAAGACUUUCUUCUGGCCAGAGACUCAGUUAUCACCAUCUGCAGCAUCACUGAUCAUGUCAGGCAAUCAAAAGGUGCUCCAUUCAGACUGCCCCAGGACCAUCAGCUCUUCACCUGCCUCACACAGGCCAUCGCUGAAGGUGCGGUGAUGGAAGACCCUUACUGGCAGAGCUUCAUGGAACAGGCUGUCCGUCUCAUCUACUUCCUGGCUGAAUCCCCUGACCAGCUGUGCUCCCGGCUGCUCCAGCGCAGCGCUCGCCUCUUACUAGAUCAGAUUGCAGAAGGUGGCGAAGUCAACAAGGAUGCUGGCCAAAUGCAAGAUGUAUCUCAAGAGUCCAAUGAGCAAGGUGAACAUGUGAACUGUGUGUGCCUGGCCCAGCUGUUGGCUCUGUGUGGCUGCGUGGCUUUCUGGCAGGUGUCUCACCUUGAGCGCAGUGUGAGCGCUGAGCUCCGGCGGAGGAGAGGCGAAACUGAGGAGAGGGAGGAGAAGGAAAAGGGCCCAUCCAGCAAAGCUAAGCAAGUAGCUAAUGAGAGUGCUAUGGAGGAGGAGUUGGGGUUGAUUGGUGCCUCUGCUGAAGAUACGGAGGCUGAACUCAUCAGAAAGAUCUGCGAGACUGAAUUACUGGCUGAGGAGAAUCUGCUGUGUGCAUUCCUUCCCCUGCUGGUGAGAGUCUGCAGCUCCCCAGGACGCUAUUCCCACCCACAGCUCACCACUGCUGCCUGUCUGGCACUCUCUCAAUAUAUGAUGAUAAGCCCAUCAGCGUGUGAAGAAAACAUCCGUCUCAUGUUUACGGUGCUGGAGCGCUCUUCUUUUCCUGUGGUCAGGGCAAAUGCCAUAAUAGCCCUGGGAGACCUCACAGUACGUUUUCCAAACAUUUUGGAGCCAUGGACACAGAAUCUCUAUGCUAGGCUCAGUGACGAGGUUCCAUCAGUGAGGCAGACAGCUGUGACAGUUCUUACUCAGUUGGUGCUUAAGGAUGUGCUCAAGGUCAAAGGUCAAGUCAGUGAGGUGGCUGUGCUGCUAAUUGAUCCUGAGCCUCACAUUACCAGCCUGGCCCUGAACUUCUUCAAUGAGCUGGCCACCAAGGACAAUGCAAUCUACAACCUGCUCCCAGACAUCAUCAGUCGCUUGUCCGACCCAGAGAGAGGCAUGACCUCAGAGGACUUCAAUACCAUCAUGAAACAGCUCUUCUCCUACAUCACGAAAGAAAGGCAGACCGAGUCUCUGGUAGAGAAACUGUGUCAGCGCUUCAGAACUGCCAAGACGGAGCGUCAGUGGUGUGACUUGGCCAUGUCUCUGUCUCUGCUGUCCAUGUGUGAGCGUGGUUUUAAGAGGCUGCAGGAAUGCUGGGAGUGUUACAGUGACAAGUUAACUGAGCCUGGAGUCUACCAGCCUCUGCUCUCCAUCACCGCCAAGCUCCGCCGUGGGGCCAAACCCCAGUUCAGGGCCCAGGUAGAUGAGUUUGAAAAGCGGUUGACUGCGGUUCACACACGAGGGCUGGAGAACGUAGAAAGUCCUGAGAUGGAUGAGGAGAACCAGAAAGAAGGAGGAUCCUCUGAGAAGACGGUCACGCGUACCCCUCUGCCCACCAGAGGCCGUCAAAGGGCAAAGAGAGGUCAAGCAAAGCCCUCAGUUUCUGGCUGCGGCGAUGACAGUUUUGUGACGCCUCAGAAAUCUCGCAAGUCCAAGAAACCUGUGAUCACCUUCAGCAGCGACGAAGAUGAGGAUGAAGAGGAUGCUGUAAUGGCAGAGUGUGAGACCCCAAAAGUGACAACACCCAUUGCCCGCACAUCCCGACGAGCUCGCCUCAGAAACUGAUCUGUCAUCUGUUUUGUCUUGUUUCUGUGUCUCCUUUUUAAUCUUUUAUCUGAAAUGAUGCAUUGCUAUUUUACAUAUUUUUUUGUAUGUUUUAUUUUUUAAGAUAUUGGUGCUUAGCACCAAACUAAAGUAGUCUGACAAUGUAUGUAAUGACAUAGAAUCAAGACGUCUUUAAUAAACCUGGUUCUGGUUUUGAUGAGAA